Messenger RNA from Arachis duranensis, 780 nucleotides. Its product is annotated as ribosomal RNA-processing protein 14. Gene Ontology annotation, molecular function: DNA binding; RNA binding. Bases 1 to 780 code for a protein of 259 amino acids. Gene Ontology annotation, biological process: ribosomal small subunit biogenesis; ribosomal large subunit biogenesis. Gene Ontology annotation, cellular component: nucleolus. The record is from RefSeq and is a predicted model, not a curated record. NCBI's taxonomy places the organism in Eukaryota, Viridiplantae, Streptophyta, Magnoliopsida, Fabales, Fabaceae. The transcript has 3 exons.
AUGCAAAAGAAGAAGAAGAGGAAACUUUCAAAGCAUAAGGAACUUGAAAGGGCAAAGAAGUUGGAGGAAGAGAAGACUGAUCCUGAGGAAGGUGAGGCUGCUGCAAAGAAGCAAUUGUGGAAAGCAGCAAUGGAUAGAGCUUCGGGGAUUAAGGUCCAUGAUGAUCCCAAGCUAUUAGAGAAAAGCAUUCGUAAAGAGAAGAAAAAGCAACAGAAGAAUACAGAGAAAUGGAAAGAGAGAAUUCAAACACAGGACCAGUUGAAGGCAGAGAAGCAGCAAAAGCGAUCAGAUAAUAUUUCUGAGAGGAUUCAUCAUCAGAAGAUGCGUAAAAUUGCAAAGCGAGAGAAAAAGCUUUUGCGGCCUAGCUUUGAAGGUCGCAAGGAAGGGUUUAUCACCGAAGGCACAAAAUCCUUUGGUUUUGAUAGUGGGAAGCAAAAUGAAGAUCAGCAUGUGGAUGCAGCUGAAAUGUUUGGUGGAAAAGUGAGGGAACUAGAGCACAUAGUAUAUGGUUUAGAAUUGCAAGUUAAGAGAUAUACACAUAUGCAUAGUGGUGGGUUGAACCCAGGAGUAGGGAUAAACUUGAAUAGCCUUGAAGCAAUCCCAAAGCUUGCUGCAUUCAUUGUCUCAAUAGAAAUGCCACUUGUUCUUUGUCGUUGUACAACAUUGGUGGUUGCAUUCUUGGGAUGCAUAUGUUGUGGUGGUGGAACACAAGGCUUGAUCCCUAUUGUUGGUGGAGCAUAUGUGGGAGGCAUUGGAGGUGUGGGAGGCAUUGGGGCCUAA